This is a messenger RNA of Magnolia sinica, 1765 nucleotides long. RefSeq lists its product as uncharacterized. The coding region runs from base 357 to 1085 and encodes 242 amino acids. Gene Ontology annotation, cellular component: trans-Golgi network; membrane. The record is from RefSeq and is a predicted model, not a curated record. NCBI's taxonomy places the organism in Eukaryota, Viridiplantae, Streptophyta, Magnoliopsida, Magnoliales, Magnoliaceae. The transcript is spliced from 2 exons. Gene Ontology annotation, biological process: endoplasmic reticulum to Golgi vesicle-mediated transport; vesicle fusion with Golgi apparatus.
CUAUGCCACGUGUACGGUUGGGAAUUCAACGCUGAUUUAUAAUUACUAUUUUGUGAGUUGUGAGAAACUAAUUUACGAGCGUUGCACUUAAAAACAUUGCAGAGACGGUUUUUCGUAUCUCUUGAAUAGGGAGCUUUCCCCUCCUUUUUAAAAUGCAUUUCCAUCUCUUUCGCUCGAAACCAGAAGAAAAUCAGUUCCUCCAAAAUCUCCAUCGAAAACCCUAACUCUCUUUCCCGUCGCCUCCAGAUCUAUCCCACCGUCAAUCUUCCUUCGAUUCCCUUGGAUAUCAGAUCCAGACCUCCAAAUCCAACCGUCGAUCGGCGUUUCCUACGAUCGUGAUCUCCCGCCACCACCAAAUGGCCAAAGAAUUCACCGUUCCGCCGGUCAUCUUCCCAUCAGGCGGUAACCCUGCCGCCGCCGCUGGGGCCCACCAGCGCCGGCAUCCGGUGGCCCCGUUCCAGCCUCCCCCAAACCCCUCCCUUCCUUUUAUGUCCUUUGACAUCGGAUCGGCCGCGUCCGCCUCCUUCUCCGCUCCCGCCUAUGGUGUGGUGGGCCCCACUUUCGAAGAUGAGCUCCCCUUACUUGAGGAGCUCGGCAUCAACACCCGCCAAAUCUGGCGCAAGACCACCUCCAUCCUCAACCCCCUCAGGCUGAAUCCCGCCAUCCAUGAGGACGCCGAUCUAUCCGGGCCGUUCAUCUUCAUCACAGCCUUUGGCCUGUUCCAGCUUCUCGCUGGGAAGCUCCACUUCGGCAUCAUCCUGGGGUGGGUCACAGUGUCGUCCCUCUUUCUGUAUGUUGUCUUCAACAUGCUUGCGGGCCGCAAUGGGAACUUGGAUCUCUACCGUUGCUUGAGCCUGGUGGGGUACUGCAUGCUGCCGAUGGUGAUCUUCUCGGCGGCAUCACUCUUUGUUCCGGAGGGUGGGUCCGUUGUGUUUGGGAUGGCAGCGGUGUUCGUGCUAUGGUCGACGCGUGUUUGCACGAGGCUUUUGGUGGAAUUGGCCUCCUGCGGGGACGAGCAUCGAGGGUUGAUUGCAUAUGCGUGCUGUUUGGUUUACAUGCUGUUCUCGCUGCUUGUGAUAUUCUGAUUCAAGGUUGCUGGUGUGCAUGCUGCCAAACUAUAUGUUCCAUCAUGUUUACUGGAUUUCAUGAUCAUGGUUGGGGACAAGUUGAUCCAAUUCACCAGUGGAGUUUGGAUGCCGAGCUAGAAAUUUCUCUUCACUUAAGUUGAUAAAAGAUUGGAAGCCAGCUUAGACAAUAGAUCCUCAUACACUCAAAUUGGUGGAAGUAUAGAAGUUGGAGGAUCUGUGCUCUUUUGGCAUGUGCAGGCCACAAGGAAACAUGCAAGAGGUUUGAAAACGAAUAGGUGAUUAGACCUUUGAAAUCGGUUAAUCUGGCCCUUCAUGGUGAGUCAUCUUUCUUAGGACAGCUAACUUCAUUUUUUUUUUGUCUGUUUAUGCCGUAUAAUUGCUAUGUUUCCACUUGUGGCGGACUGACUUGUAAUUUGAGCCCUUUUAUCUACUGCUCACGAUUCCAUUUAUUUAUAACAAAAAAAGAAAAGAAAAGAAAGGAAAAGAAAAGCCUGGAAACAACAUUUGGUUUGGGACAAAUGGUUGGCUUAACUUGUGAGCUUGUUCUUUGGUACGAAUUCUGAUUUCUAAUGAUGUAAGAUAGGAAAGGUUAGUGUGGAGGUGGCAGUCAAUUGGAAGGACGACAAAUGAUUAUCUACUUAUCUUAUUGAUUUAUUUAUUAUUAUUAUUUUUUUGUC